AGAAGGGAGGGACCCGCUUUUCCCGUGCUGAUGCUCCAAGGAGACUCCAGUUCUUUCCCCCAGCCGCCGCCGCAGCAGCAAAAUCUCGGUGCCAAAGAGUCCCCCGGCCGCCAGCCCGCUCUCUCCCGCUCUCGGUGCCCGGGGACUGCCUCCCCUCUGCUCCUGGAGGAGAGAAGCAAAGACAUGGAGCUUUGCAACUUGCACCAAGCUGGGACCAUCUGAUCGCAGCAGCAACGUGGACUGGAAAUUAACCAGCCCUUUCCCCCUCUUUGCAAAGCCCGGCUGGGCGGCGGGGGAAGAGACCCAGCCUCCUGCGCGGUUGCAUUGGGAUUUGUUCCCCGGUGAAGGGCUCCGACCUGCCCCCAGGGUCCGGAGGGGGAGGCGGUGAAGGGGAGCAUGACCUGCCCUCCGCCUGGUUCCAGGGAGCGGCGGUGCUAAGGGGGGACGCCAGGCGCCCCGGGAGAGAGCUCUGCCCCUGAGGACGUGGUCGCCGGAGGAAGGAGGAGAGCUGCCCGCUGGAAAAAAAAAAAAAAAAAAAAAAGCCGGGUCCGGGUUCCCGCUUGGAGCUCUUUUUGCAGCCCCAGAAGGGAGGCUGUCCGCGACAAUCGGUGGAUUUUUAAGGGGCCCCUCCAGCUUUGUGUGGUGCACUCGAUAUUUAUUGCCCCGGCCUAGGUUGGGUUUGUAUUUUCCUUUGCAAUUUUUUUUUUUGGAAGGGGGGCGGGGUGCAACCCCAAGCCAACAGCUCGCCUGAACCCCGGCGCCGCUCCCGGUCUGUUUGACUCAGGAACUCUGAUGGCUCCGCGGCGGCAGUCGAGAUGCCCUGGGUGCUGGUGGACUACUGGAGUUUGCUUGCUGGUGGCUUCCCUCUUACCAGGGCUCCGGGCUCAGACCGUCCUGGUCAAUGACACAGUCUCGGGGUUCAUCGGGAUGGACGUGGUCCUUCACUGUAGCUUCACCAACCCGCUCCCCAGUGUGAAGAUCACGCAGGUCACGUGGCAGAAGGCCACCAAUGGCUCCAAGCAGAAUGUGGCCAUCUACAACCCCGCCAUGGGGGUCUCCAUCCUCUCCCCCUACAAGGAGCGCGUGACCUUCCGUAACCCCUCCUUUAAGGAUGGCACCAUCCAGCUGUCCCGGCUGGAGCUGGAGGAUGAGGGCAUGUACAUCUGCGAAUUUGCCACCUUCCCAACCGGCAACCGGGAGAGCCAGCUGAACCUCACCGUGCUGGCCAAGCCCACCAACCGGAUGGAGGGCACCACCCGGCCCCUCGUAGCCAGAUCCGGCAAGACGGAAAAGAUCCUGGUAGCCACCUGCAUGUCCUCCAAUGGGAAGCCGCCCAGCACCGUCACCUGGGACACAAAGCUCAAAGGGGAGGCGGAGUUCCAGGAGAUCAAGAACAGCAACGGCACCAUCACGGUGAUCAGCCGGUACCGCCUAGUGCCGAGCCGGGAGGCCCACCGGCAGCAGCUCAUGUGCGUGGUCAAUUACCAACUGGACCGUUUCACCGACAGCAUGACCCUCAAUGUGCAGUAUGAGCCAGAAGUCACCAUCGAGGGCUUUGACGGCAACUGGUUUUUGAACCGGAAGGAUGUGAAACUGACGUGCAAAUCCGAUGCCAACCCCCCUGCUACCACCUACCAAUGGAGGCUGCUGAACGGCUCGCUGCCCGAGAACGUAGAAGUCCAGAACAACACCCUGUUCUUCAAAGGGCCCGUCUCCUACAGCCUGGCGGGGACGUACAUCUGUGAGGCCACCAACACCAUCGGCACGCGGUCGGGGCUCGUGGAAGUCAAUGUCACAGAAUUCCCCUCCACCCCGCCUCCAAAUGAUGACCGCAAAUCAGUGGCGCAACCGAACAUCCCCAAGGCCGUGAUUGGGGGCGUGGUGGGCGGAGUCUCGCUGGUCCUGGUGGUGGCCGUGGUGCUCUUUGUGUUGCUCCGCCGCCGGCGUCACACCUUCAAGGGCGACUACAGCACCAAGAAACACGUGUACGGCAACGGGUACAGCAAGGCCGGCGUCCCGCAGCACCACCCCCCCAUGGCCCAGAACCUACAGUACCCCGACGACUCAGACGACGAGAAGAAGCCGGGCCCGCUCGGGGGCAGCAGCUACGAGGACGAAGAGGAGGACGCCGGAGGCGAGCGGAAGCUGGGCCUCGCCAACAAGUACGAGGACGACUCCAAGCGACCUUACUUCACCGUGGACGAGGUCGGGGCCCAUCCGGAGCCCUACAGCGAAAGGACACUCGGCUUCCAGUACGACCCCGAGCAGCUGGACCUGGCUGAGAACAUGGUCUCCCAGAACGACGGAUCUUUUAUUUCCAAAAAAGAGUGGUACGUGUAGCUCGCCCCCUCCCCAGACCCCCACUCACGCUCCCCCCCCCGCCCUCCAGACCCCAGCCGAGGGCCGUUCGCACAUGCAUCGCACGCGCGCGCUCACAUCCAUGCACGUCCACUGCUGCCCGGCCCAAGGGAGCUCGACAGAGACUUGAGACACCUGCCACUCAUUUGGAGGCGACGGGGGCGGGGAGGGAGGGGCUGGUAGCUUUGCUUACGGAUCGUUUUUUUGGGGGGGAGGUUGUUUUGGUUGGUUUGUUUGUUUUUUUUAAUUUCUCCCACCGACUUUGUCCCCUUCUGUGGUGUUUGUAUUGAUCAGUGGCUUCGGUGUGACUAUUUGCUUUAACUACUACUGCCCACCUGUGUAUAAUAUGCCCCAUUUGUGUCUUAGUGUCUCGAAUCGUCCUUCCCCAAAGAUCCCUCCCGCUCCAUGCCCCCCGAAACACUGGAAUUUGUUUGUAUGUUGUCUUAUUUGGGGGUGAGAGGAGUCCAUGGGAGGGCAAAAAAAAAAAAAAAAGGAGGACCAAGGAGGGGAAAAGCACAAAGCAAUGAAGACCUAGAUGCCAUAUCGGAUUAAUUUUUUUUCUUUUUGUUUGUUUUUUUGGGGUGUUUCUGUUCCCCACAAUGUGCCUGUGACGAGCGAGUCUCAGUGUUAAGCAUGUAAUGAACAAAUAAGAAUCAAAUGAAACUAAGCAAAAUCCAAGGCACACGGGGCUGUUAUUGGCACAGGGAAAUGGAGCUGCCGUUUCCCUUCUACCAUUUAUUAUCCUUUUACAUCAUUUAAAAACAAGCCAACAAAAAGAAAAGGAAAAGAGAAAGGGGGGAAAAGACCCUGGCUGUAGUGAUGCCACUGGUCCCUGCUGGGGUGUCCAUAUUGUUUAAAGAUGUGAGGGGUUUUUAGUGUCAGCCAAGGAGAAGUUAAUUUCACCCCGUUUCUGACACACGCCGUGUCCUCUGCACGUACCUCCGUGCCACAGUGACGGGGAGGGUUCCAGGAGACACCUCCGUGCCCUGCCUGCAAACCUGCUGCCGGUUGGCAUGGUGCCACCCAGCCCAGUGGGCGGUUUCUUUAGGGGAGCUCCAAUGGGGGCCUAUGCGUUGACUUCAAUGGGCAUCAGGCCAGGCCCUUUGUAUUUAAACUGCUAGGUCUUCGCAGUCAUCUGUUUACAUCCUUCCCCUUUGUGAGAAUGUUGCCAGCCACGUCUCCCGUAGUAAUGACCCUUGCCCUUAUGGCCACUGAUAGCCUGCAUCGAAUGGCCUCUUUGGAGGCUGAUAGGCCAAGGACUGAUUGAGUCGUGUGCUGAUCUCCUCUGCCCCCCCUUGAGAUGUGAUGGGGAGGUUGAAGGGACGCUUGGGUUGCUGCUACCCCUGCUGUUCUGUGGCUAACUGAGAUUUCAGUCUCCAGGGCUGUCAGUCUGACACUGACCUUCCACCAAGGCAGGAUUCACUAGGUGUUUGUUUUUUCUGUUCCUUUACCAAAUGGCUAAAUGAAUGAAAAAGAGAUCACUGUUUUCAGAGGUGUAUUAGAAUGGGUUUAAUUCUCCCCCGGUGCCAUACACGGGUUUCAUGUCAUAGCCAUAGCCAUACAACUGGGCAGCAGAAUGGAGACUCGGACCCUUUCUCAUAAUCCAAACCAAAAUCCCACAUCCAGCUUCAGCCAGACUCUGUUCCAAAGCCCGCCCCAUGGUUUCUGGCUUGAGUCAGGUACAGUCGGACUUGCCCCAGAUCAUUCCCUCGAUGAUUUUGUUCCUGCUGUGGGGAUUGGAAAUCAGAUAACUCUGUUUGUAAUUGUUCUGGUUUUUCCUGGUGGUUUCUGUGCUUCCUGGUGGAAACACCCCAAGAGUGGCUGUUCUUGGGGUGCUUCUUUCCCCAUCAAAAGCAGGAUGUCUUGGAGAUCUCGGGCGAGAUGCUCUCCAGAGAUCUAGCUCAAGGGGUUCAGAGAAGCCAUUAAACUUUAGGGUGCCCGUCCGUCUCUGUCAGGUGAAUCCAUACCCGGGGAGACCGAAUUCUACCCUCGCUUCAACAUAGGAAUUUGGGGAUCUCGGUUUUCUCUUUUCGUACUACUGAGCAAAUGCCCCAUCGAAGGAAAUGAAAUCCCCAGCAUCCCUCUGAUUAGAUACCGAUUACGGUUGUAAACCUGCAAGCCCAAAGGGAGUCAAGGCCUCACCGGGUCCUGCCUAGGGAUAGCAGCACAUGUCGGAUGAAGGUGCACCACCAUGAUAUGAGACUCCCAGCACGUGGUGGACACAUGGAGUCCUGGGAUAAAGACAGAGCAGAGGCAGUAACAUUAUACUCCUGCUGGAUCUCAGUCAGACACUUACCCCCUUGCCACCUUGCUGUCACCUCGGGUGGUCUGGUGGUUCCGUACUUUACGGUGCCUCAUGCAUUAGAGAUGGGCCCUAGCCAAGUUCCCCCUCCCAAACAUAUGGGCUUUUGGAGCCAAAUCUCACUGGGAUCUGACUCCAAAAAGGGCCAAGCCAAAAUCCCAGGCCCAUGCUAACCCCAAGCUCUGGGACAUCCAAACUCCAGCUGCAGGUGUGAAUUUGGCCCACGUCUGAAUGUACCCACUCACACGGGCGAGCCAGAACUUCAUGCAAAACCCCCAGGCCCAGUUGAGCUGCCCUUGUGUCCUGGAUUAACAACCCCAAGCAGCAGGAGCCCCCAGUCCACGGUCUGGCAAAUUCUCUCACUGCAGAAUCCUGCGGAGUUGCCUCAGGGUAAUCCCAUUCUCAUGUGUUGCUUAUCAGCAAUACACCCUGUUUAAAGAAACUCUGAUGCAGUGGACCCCCAGUCAUCCGGUUUCUUUCCCUCCUUCCCUUCCUGAUCAGUUUUCCCUGCUAUCUAGAGCAGGUUGGUGUUAGUCCCUUGUCCUGCUGAGGAGAUCUCUGUUUAUAGCCAGAGGGAACAUGGAUACAAAUUCUCAAUGCUGGGAGGCAGGAGGUUCAGUAGGGUGCAUGGAGCCAGAGCCAGCACAGCAGGAUUUGAUUCCUCUUUGUAAUGGUUUGUUUGCCUGUAUUUGAAAGUGAUACGUCCCCUGUUUCCAAAUGACUCGGGGAUGGGAUGGCAUGUUCCCUUUGCACGUGGCGUGCAAAUGUGAAGUGAGGAGAUGUGCCCAAAUUUCCAUUUGCAUGCCCAUGUGUGAAAGCAAAUUAAGUCACCACAACAGCACAUGCACCCUUUUGUAGACUUGCGUGUAAAUGUGAACUGACCAGACGCAGGAGCGUUUCUCAUUUGCACACUCACAGGCAGGAGGUGAGGUGUGGUGUGAUGCAGGGAGCUCCCAUUUGCACACUUAGACAGGAAUCCUGCCCUCUCCUUAAUGAUCCAGAGUGUGUGUUUGUGCGAGACUCUCGCACCCAUAAGCAAAUCAAGGGCGCUUUACAGCUAGGGAGACAGACACAUGGCGAUCCAGUGUAAUGAAGAGCAAGUUUACAACCUUGGGCAGACAGAGCAGGCUGGCUCAGGGAGAGGAUAGGGCCGUAAAUGUGAUAGGUCAUAGACAGGCGGGUGGCCAUGGGGGAGCGAGGGCUGAGGGGAGACACUAUGGUCAUUGGGAACACCAGUAUAGUGCACACCACCUCCCCGGGGUUAAUGGCUCAUUCACCCACACACACCCCGCAGGGUGUGAGUCAUAGCUUCCAAGACUAGCCGGGACCACUGGGAUCAUCUAGUCUGACCUCCCGUGUAACACAGGGCAGAGGCCUCUUCCUAAAGACUUUCCAGAGCAGAGCUUUUCGAAAAACAGGGCCAGUGAUGGAGACUCCACCGUGACCCUGGGUAAAUGGUUCCCAUGGCUAAUUACUCUGACUAUUAAAUAGCUACGCCUUAUGCCCAGUCUGAAUUUGUCCAGCUUCAAUUUCCAGCUAUUGGGUUGUGUUAGACCUGCUGUCUCUGUGACUACACCAGGGCCGGUAGAAAAGAGGAUGGGGGGAAAUGUAUGCAAUGCCACCCCCCCCCAACCGGGGCCCUGCCUGCUUGGCUAGCCAGCACUCCUCCCCUGUGAACCAAGCGGGGCCCACCUCCCCUUGCCGUCUGCACGUCCGGUUUGGGAGCUACACCUCAAAGCUGCUCAUUCCACAGCGUGAGGUGGUCCCAGGCACCCCGCUGACUUAUCCUGUCCCCAUAGCACGUCAUCAGGGGCAGGCCUGGGCCCUACGGCCGUGGAAAAACCCAGGGCCCCUAGCUCCGUCCCCCUCCUCCUCAGAAGAAGGAUGUUUCCGGCUCUUGUUACUGAAAGGGUGACCGUUUAUGGGGUCAGUUAAUUGGACAAGAGUCCCUCAUGGGGCCUUAAUUAGUGAGCCUAAACGAUUCGCCGUUAAUCUAUAGCGAGGAAUAAGUUGCCUCAUGAAAUAUUAUGGAUUGACAAUUUGUCUGAGAGCUGCUGGGAUACAAUAACGAGAUCCAUUCCCUCUCUGGGGUUGAUCUCCAUCCGUGGGAGUCCAACCCUUCUCCUUGAGUUGGGGGGGCACUCUCCCCCCUAAUUAGGUCGAAGGUGGCUGUCGCGGCAGGAAGGUUGUGAAGGGGAGAUGCGUAGGGGGCUAAACUGAGGACGCUGUUUGUUUUGUGUCCCGGAGCUGCAUGGGAGCUAAUGGUUUAGAACUGGUACUCCAUCCCCACCCCAGUGACUCGAGCCCCACAGCUCAGCGAGGUGGGCCUGCCCACGAGACACACCAGAGCUUAGGGAUCUGUUACAGGAGUGAGUUCUGGGUGAGGUUCUGUGACCUGCCAUGUGCAGGAAGUCAGACUAGAUGAUCACGAUGGUUCUUAAAGUCUAUCAGUCUGUGAGCUUUUCGAAGUGCCAGUGGGAUUCCGUCGCCCAACUCCCGUUCCUUUUAAUGGGAGCUGAGCGUCCAAAUCCCCUAGACAGCUUUGCUGAUCCCGGCCAAGGCCUCUCUCCUUCCUGAGACGUGGCGCCCUCAUGCUAUGAAUCUGAGGAGACUCUUCAGAGCAGCCAUCUCCCCAUGGCUGCCAAAGGGCCCUCUCCUGCUGGUCCUCUGUGGCCAGGCACGGGCUCUUCCUGGGGCAGGAGCAGGCCACGUGGCUAAUGGGUCCGUCUCUGGCAGCGCCUCCUCCCUUAUUUAAUGAGGGCUAUCUGAGCUGCUUCCCAGACCCCAAGGAGGGAUUUUCCCAGGCUUCCUGGGGAAGGCCAGGAAGAUACAUUGGGGUGGCCUCCACUGCUGAGUAUUACUGAUGGAGAGGGUUUAAUUUCCAGUGGGAGAUCUAGGGCUAGCUGCCCUUAUGGCCAUGGGGAACGAGUUCCUAGGGGGCCGUUUGCAGAGCUAGGGUUUAACACUCCAAUACAGUCCCCUUUUGAACCUUUCUCUCUGUUAACCAGGCAAAAGAGCACAGAUUUCCAUGGAGGCAGGAGACAAGUAGAUCCGCUCUGCCCCUUCCUGACAGCUUCCUUUCUUGUGUGUUCCUCCUUCCCCUUCCAUCCAUGGCCUCUUUGACUUACCCCCAGGGUAGGGUUACCAUAUCUCAUAAAUAAAAAAAGAGGACCCUCCACUGGCCCUGGCCCCGCCCAUUUCCCCACCCCUAGCCCCGCCCCAACUCCGCCCCUUCCCCACCCUAACUCCGCCCCCUCCUCCCUUCCACUCCCAGCCAGGGGGAAAGGGCUGCCCCAGUGCUACCGGCUUCAGGGUUUGCCGGGCAGCCCCCAGACCCUGCGCCCCCAGCCGGCGCUUCCCCAGCGCAGUUGGAGCCCGGGAGGGGAAGCGCCCAGCCGGGGGCGCAGGGUCUGGAGGCUGCCCAGCAAACCAUGAAGCCGGUAGCGCUCGGGCUUUGGGCAGCCCCUAUGCCUCCGGACCCUGCGCCCCCAGCCGGGCACUUCCCCUCCCGGGCUCCAGCGGCGCAGGGUCUGGAGGCACGGGGCUGCCCGAAGCUGGUAGCGCUCGGGCAGCCCGGCUCUUAAACAGAGCCGAAGAGUCGGGGAGGAGCAGAGCCGCCAUUUUCCCGGACAUGUUCGGCUUUUUGGCAAUUCCCCCCGGACGGGGGUUUGACUGCCGAAAAGCCGGACAUGUCCGAGAAAAAGAGGAUGUAUGGCAACCCUACCCCAGGGCAGACUAGUGCAGAGGGACUCAGAAACUGCAUUUCUGCUGCUCAGGGGGAGCCCACUGGCCAAAGGGGGCAGGAGGCCUUGCACAGGAGUUUGCCUUGCACGUCAUAUUGCACACGUCUCUGCCCACAGGGAAAUCCCAGAGCUUGCUAAAGAUAUCUGGGCAGUCCUAGCCAGCCCUGUGUAAGCAGUAGUCCCUGGAAAGUCCAAGGGGAGAAGGGAUUGUUAGUGCCAGGCAAGGAUAUGGGCACAGAGGUUACAGACAAGCAGCCCGGCCCUGACAUAGUAGCCCAGGAAUUAUUCUCCAUGCAGUUGCCAUAGGGAAAGAGACAAGUGGGGAGAGACAAAGCAUCUGGGACCCUGUAUCACAAUGAGAAGGUGAGGACAGCAGGACAGAAAGGUGACCUUCCUGGUAAAGAAAGGCCUCAUUAUAUGGCUUCCAGGUCAGGAGAUGGCCUGUUGGAGAAAUGAAGGUGAAUUUGGUCUGAGCUACAUGCCCACGUCCCUUUCCCUCCCACAGUGAGCUGCACGCAGGCAGACGUGUCUUCUCCUGCAAACUAAAUUGAGUCUGUAUUAUUCGUAUGAAAACGCCCCAGCUGUUUUCCUGCUGGGGCUUAUGUCUGGGAUUAUCCAUCACAAUUCACCCCAGUGAUGUUAUUUUCCCUGAUUUAAUUACAAGAUUGUUUGGUGGUUUGUUCCUGUGUUUUUGUAAAUCAUUUUUAUUCAAGCCAGAAAAAAACAAAACACAAAACUCCAUCUGAAGUUUUCUUUGGGAAAAAACAAACAAACAAACACAAACAAAAACCCAAAUGGUAGAGCUGAAUUGAUUGCAGAGACGGCAGGGACAGAGGAGCCUUUCCUGGCUCAUCGUUGAAAGAAACUCAGCGACUGUUCACCACAGAUCGCUGAGGGGGAGAGAGAGAGAGUCAGUAUAGCAAAUAGAAAUGGGAGCAUGAUUAGAAGAAGGGACCACUGGUUCCUUUGUUCUCACACACACAUGCAAUGAGUCUCCCAGUCUCAGCUUGCCGGUCAGUCUGCUGGAGGAGGAGGGCUGAGAGGAAGUGGGGGCGGUCUCCAUUGAGUUUUGUAGGUGGACAAGUUUGUAGCAUGCCAGCAGGGCUUCCCAAACAAAGCGCUGCUCGGAGUUUGCUGUGAAGAAGUGGGGGCUGGGAUCCACUCCCGUCCCAGUUUCUUUUUCCCAACAGGAAGCAGUGCAGGGCAUGUGGAAGGGCUGGCUGGAGAGAUGCUUCGAGCUUCUCCAGGUCAAGCAGUACGAAACGCUCUGGAAACAAUGGCCGGUAGAGAAAUGCAAUCCCACCCCAAUCCGACAGCUGUUGGAAAUGCUGGAGAAAUGGUGGGUGUUUGGAAGAGUAGACCAGCAGGAGGGGCGGUGGGGAAUGCUCUAGGAACAUUGAAUGUGCGGCGCUCGUGGCUACCCCAGUCCCAGCCUCUCCCAGGAGGAGGCGCUGUGGGGAACGCUGCCAGCACUGUGUGCACUGAAGCCUCUCCGUAUUCUACGUGGCUUAUGAUAGCACUUUACCCCUCCCCCGGUUUGUGACUUUCUUUUUCUGUUUCGACAUGAUCCGUAGCGAAUUAGAGUGACUCGCUCUGCGUACGAAUGCGCUUCCCUGCAGAGCACCCCCUUCCACCGGGAAUGCGGGGAGGAGGGGGGCAGCAUGGGGCGGGGAGGAGAGGAUGAGACUGUGUCAACUUGCUCCCAUCCAAAUCCUGCCUCCGACCAUCAUUCCUGGAACUCGCCCCCCUCUCCACAAAGGGCCAACCUUGCAGCCGUUACUCACCGGAACGAGCCCCGUUGAAGGCGACGGCACAGUCCGAGAUGCACCACCGUGCCGAAGAGCCAGCACCAGUCCAGGUGCCAUGUUAUCCCUUAAAACAGGGUUUAAGUAGGAUGGCAGAGGGGACGGCCCAGAUCCUCAAUGGCGUUUAGGCACCGAACUGCCAUUGGGCUGAGGCUCUGGGCUGAAAGGCUGGUCCUCUGCACGGGGGUGAAUUCCAUCCAUGAGCAAAGGUUGCAAGGUCAAGCCCUACAGAAGGGGCUUGCCCCAUACAUUCGCACAGCACGGCAUUCCAUAUGUGAUCUCCUUAAGGGUGAAGGUCAAUGUAAUGACUAUAAGGGGCCAGAUCCUCAGCUGGUGUAAAUGGGCAUCCAUGGAGAGCUGCUGCUGCUGAUCUGGCUGGCUUUCUUUUCUUUCCAAACAUGGUCCCUGAACUCCAGUGACUUUUUUUUUUUCUUUCUUGCUGUAAUUAUCAUUGUGGAAUAAAAAAAAAACAACCCUAAAAAAAAACAAACCUUGCAUUUUUUUGUAAUCUGUGUUGUAAGUGCUUUUGUAAAAAAAAAAUAAUAAUAAUGUAACGGACUGAAUUUGCUUUUAUGAUUUUUUGUUUUGUUUUCCAUCCUUUGUAAUGAUUUUGGGUUGGGGGGGGACGUUUUCAUGGUUCGGAUUGGGGGGGUGUUGCUUCACCCUCCCUUUUACUUGUAUAAAAAAGAAUAGUGGCUCAACUGUGGAAAGAAAUGUACUUUUUUAUAAAUAAAGAAUUUUAAAAGAA
Molecule: messenger RNA, 10956 nt
Organism: Malaclemys terrapin pileata
Lineage: Eukaryota; Metazoa; Chordata; Testudines; Emydidae
Gene: NECTIN1
Product: nectin cell adhesion molecule 1
Exons: 6
Coding region: 793-2340 (515 amino acids)
Biological process (GO): heterophilic cell-cell adhesion; homophilic cell-cell adhesion; protein localization to cell junction
Cellular component (GO): adherens junction
Source: RefSeq, a predicted model, not a curated record